Messenger RNA from Botrytis deweyae, 279 nucleotides. RefSeq lists its product as uncharacterized. The transcript has a single exon. The record is from RefSeq and is a predicted model, not a curated record. Lineage: Eukaryota; Fungi; Ascomycota; Leotiomycetes; Helotiales; Sclerotiniaceae. Bases 1 to 279 code for a protein of 92 amino acids.
AUGAUAAAAGAAACGAGGAAGAGAAACGAGGAAGAGAAACGAUUGAAGAGAAACGAUGAAGAGAAACGACGAAGAGACACAAGGAAGAGAGAAAGAGAGCAAGGUGGAAGAGAACGAGGAAGAGAAACGAUGAAGAGAAACGAUGAAGAGAAACGACGAAGAGACACAAGGAAGAGAGAAAGAGAGCAAGGUGGAAGAGAAACGAGGAAGAGAAAUGAGAAAAAAGAAAAGAAAAGAAAAGAGUUACCGGUAGAUAAAUAUAAAUAUAAAUAUAAAUAG